Molecule: messenger RNA, 2833 nt
Organism: Orbicella faveolata
Lineage: Eukaryota; Metazoa; Cnidaria; Anthozoa; Scleractinia; Merulinidae
Product: phospholipid-transporting ATPase IA-like
Biological process (GO): phospholipid translocation
Cellular component (GO): plasma membrane; trans-Golgi network
Molecular function (GO): magnesium ion binding; ATP hydrolysis activity; ATPase-coupled intramembrane lipid carrier activity
Source: RefSeq, a predicted model, not a curated record
UUUGGCUCUGAACAACCCGGCCCAGGAGCUACGCUUUUAGGCUGGCCUAAAUCUAUAUAUUAGCGAUGUUUUGUUCCCAAAUAUCUGGCGGUGAAAGAAACGUUUCUUUGGGAUGCUUUUGGAAUGCCGUGGAAUAUCCUGCGACGUUCUUUUGUAACUGCAUUUUCGUGUUGAUGUAUAAUCCAACACGGACCGCUGUCUCGGGGUACAGUGUAUUGUACUGAUCCUUGUCAAUGUUAGAUUCAGGCUUUGUGAAAAGAUUACCCCGUUAGCUCCUCAAAAGUGGUUUAUUCUCAGAGGUUUCAUUAACAUUUUUAGCAGGAGGGCAACUGGUUUUCACAGGCGGACAAAACUUUUUGAACUGAACUUCUUUAUAAAGAGAACUUUCCUGUAGAUGGUCAAACCAGGCGGGCAAAAUCAUCUUCCCAGCCGGUUUAUUUCCCCAUUGCCUGGCCGUUAAUGAAACGUCUAUUUAUUCUUCUAUUAGCGUACUUAGGUCGAUCUUAUUUAUCUCGUUAUUCGACAGCUGGUCGUUAUAACUGUGUGUCUAAAGGCAGGAAUGGAACUGGACACCUGGAACUGGCUGUGUCAUGUGGCCAUAUGGGGCAGCAUCGCUAGCUGGUUCAUAUUCCUGUUGAUCUACUGUAUUCCUGGCUUGGCGCUUUACAUCGCUCCUGACAUGAUAGGCCAGGACCGCAUGUUGUACUCUUGUUUCGUGUUUUGGAUUUCGCUCUUCAUCAUACCAUUUAUUACUCUUCUGGUGGACUUGCUGUACAAAGUGUUCCGAAGAACGUUUUAUAAAACGCUGAAGGAGGAAAUCCAGGAGGUGGAAGCUGCGCAUGGAGAUCCAAGUCGUUUGAUUAUGUCAGACCACGCUCUUCACACGAGAAUUUGGUCUCGAGUCGAAGCGUUUGAAGACAGAAAAGAUCGUGGUGCCUCUGCACUUGGGUUUGCGUUUUCUCAGGAAGAAGACGCCCGAGUGGGACAGGCGGAGCUGAUUCGUCGUUAUGACACAACUCUCAAGAAACCUCGAGGAGAUUAGGACAGUGGACGUGCCUCAGCGUUUUGAGUUGUAAAAAGUUAUUUUAGUGUUAUUAUUUUUCAUAAGAAAGUUUAUAUAUUAUUUAAAGAAUUAGUCCUACUUGUUGCAGUUCAAGAAAAACUGACAUUCUUUUGAAUGAACAGCAAAAUAAUAAUUUAAAAUUUGAAUUAUAAAUUGAGAAGCUCUCUCCUUUUUUCAUAAACUCAUUAGAUGUUUUGUCGGGCAACAAGUUUCUUUUUGGUCGAAAUCCUUGCCGCUAGAUUCGCGAAUCCCGAUGUUUUUGGCGAAUAUGUUACUGGUUAACGAAGUGUUUCACAAAGACCUUAAUGUGACCAAAGCGAUCUCAUGCACAACAAUGCCGCUUCCAGUUUCCACUAGCUUCGAUUGUGUGGGUUUGACAGGCUAGUGUUAAUAGAAACGUGAAUCAACCAAUACAAUUACAAGCCAAACUAAGGUCGGCAAAACUGAUUAAUAGCAAUAAUUAAAUCUGCAAUAAAAUCGCCCAUCUAAAUUAGCCGUUCAAUUGUUUUGAGACUUGCUAAUAAAUGAUUUACUUAUGGAUAGAGGAGGGACUGGACACUUGUGCGUGUGACCGCUGCGUCACAUGACAGCUUUCGGAGCGUUCGAGUGCCAUCUGUGACUGGACAAAAACAGUCGGGCACGUUUGGAUACUUCAAGGAGGAUUUGACGAAAAAGACGCUUGUUGCUUGACUAGGUUAUAAUAGUGGGAAUAAUAAGUAACGUUAUAUUUUGUUGAAUCACGCACUGUCGUAACUAUUUUGAGUUUCCUCACGCAUUCACGCACGUUACUUCACAACGGUUCAUUCAACUGGCUUUUUUCCAGUUUCCUUUCAAAUUAACCAAGUAUGGAGAAACCUGCUCUCCAACAUCCAUUUAUGUUAAUGUUAAAUGGUUUUUGACCUUGUUAAUUUAUGAAGGUUUUGUACCUAGUAGUUUCUGUAUAUUUUGUUUAGAGAAGCGUUCGCCUCGACGUUGGCACUCGGCGAAAGUUGUUGACAUCUUUUUGACAUCGUCUAGACCAGAAGGCGGAGUUGUUUGUUUUAUGAUUGGCUGAGAAGUUUGGAAAACCAACGAAAAGUCAAAUCUUCUGCGUGUCGGGACGAAAACGUAACGCAAGUUUAUUUUUUUGUCAUAAAAGUACAAUUUUCUGAUGUUUUUUCUACUUAUUCCGAAGUAUUUUAGUUAUAUGUAAGACUACAAUGAAUGGUCAGUCGAGUUAACAUGCCUUAGAAAUCUUAAGGAAAUUACCAACAUUUAUUCUAAAAACUUAUUAUAUCGACUUUCGGAAACCAUGUAGAAAGUUAUAAUUUACUCUUCUGGAUAUUUUACAAAUCGGAAAUUUAGUAAUCAGAGAAUACUACAAAACAUUCUGGUUACGUUAGAUUCUACAUUACACUGUUUAUAUAAUUUUGUAAUGACCAUCUUUACAUGAACCACAUAAGAUCACGUCUUUCAUCUAGAAUUCGUAUUCACCCUCUAAUUGUUUGUAAAUUGUGUUUUUGUGCAACUGAUAACAUUUCUGUUGUUGUCAAUGAUGUAUUGCAGAGGUACGAAUAUAAUAAUGCUAUAUCUAUUUAUUAUUAGCCAAUAGUUAAAGUUAAAAAAAAGAAAGAAUUGUUGUGAGUUGUUAUAACCCAAGUUGAAAUAGAUUGGACUAUGUGAACAAUAAAGUGAAGUGUUAAUGCAUGCGGGGUUUUGUGGUCAGGAUUCUUCAGAGUGGCAGAUCAACCCAAAUAAAACGGAUACAAAAUAAAGCUUGCAGUUCAGAAA